UAAAAAAAAAGUAUACAAAAAAAGUUUCUUUGAGAAAGUUGUUUGUAAUCAUGAGUACAAUCACGUGUUUAAAUAUCGUUCACUAAUUACCAGUCACCGUAUAUGCAGCUCAACACAUUGAACGCCGUGGUGGUCACCGGUGACCGACUUUAGCGGAGGAUUUGCCUUCAACAGUUUUCUAUUGGCAGUCAAAGACUUAAGGAUGAACACCAGAUACCCACCACACCAUGAGAACCAGCCCAAGAUGAAGACCAAAUGCAUGUCCUCAGUGACGAAGCCCAUCAUCAGUUUUAGCAGAGAUUUUUGCAAAGAGACCAGCAUGCAUGGGUUCAUCCACAUAACAGCACCACGAAGACAUUGGGUCGAGAGGCUCCUAUGGAUAGUGGUGACUGCCCUAUGUGUCUGGGGUGCUCUGGACGUGGCUUUAGGUCAGCUGCAGCGCUACAAUGAGUCUCCAACGGUUGUGACCUUGGAGAAAGACUUCAGGUCCUGGGAUUUCUACCUACCAGCUCUAACUUUGUGUUUUAAUAACCGCGUAGACAACAAGAAGCUACCAGCCGUGGUGAAGAAGUACUUCGAGGUGGAUCCCUCGGAUGACCAGUACCAGUACUAUGUGAGGCUGGUGAAAGCCAUCGCCAACUCCGACAUCCUCCACCUUGAGGGGUUCCAGGAGUUUGGAGACUUGGAGACCAGCGUCGAUAUGUUUGGUGUAGCUGUUGAUAUAAUGCCAGACUACGUGAUAAAGACGAAGUCAUCAGAUGACAUCUCCUACCCUUGGAUCCCCGUGAUGACUGAGGCCGGAGUCUGUCAUACUACCAACUGUUUAGCAGUCGCCGAUGUAGCUGUCGGACCCGUGAGACCGAACGCCACGGCAGACUGGCCAGGUAGUUGCGCCUACGCAUCUCUGAGCUGCUUCAUCAUCACGGACAUACCAGCCAACGGGAGGUUCUACAUCCACUCCCCAUACGAUGUGAUGGAUCUAUCAGUGGGCUGGACUGACAUCAGACUGACGCUGGUUCGUACUACUGAGCUGAGUGUCAUGGAGUCCCGCUGCGGCGCGGGAGUCAAGGACCUCAGUCCCUCCCGGCGAGGAUGCUCCUACAUGGAUGAGCCGAGAUUGAGUGGGCGGAAGGUCCACAGUACAAAUACGUGUCGGCUCGCAUGCAGCAGCCAGUUGGCUAAAGAUCUAUGCAAUUGUGUACCUUUCUACUAUUUUUAUGACGAUGGUCCGCCCUGCACUCCGAAGGGCAUGUGGUGUUUAGCCAAGAAUGCACAUAUACUAUUGAAGAAUGACGAGAGGAAGUGUGCCUGUGUGCCCCAGUGUAUGGACUCCAGCUAUAAGGAGAUGACUAUUGAGGAACAGGUGUGGAAGAACCCCCCGUUCAACCAGCACGGCUCCAUCAAGUACUCCGUGCAGGCGCCGCAGACCAGGUACACCAGGGAGAUCGUGUUCCACUUCCAGGAUCUAGUUGUAUCAUUCGGUGGUGCGGCAGGUUUGUUCCUCGGAGCAAGCUUCAUCAGCUUUGUCGAGAUCCUGUACUUCGUAGCAGCGAGGCUGUUCAGCCAUAUUUCUGGUGCUGAGGAUAAUAAGAAUAAGACUACUGCUACUACAGUGACUCAAGUAAAACAGGCUGGAGUGUCUCAUGAAACUCUUCGUAUCCAGUACCUGACCGCCGUAUUGAUGGAAGACCAGAAGAAAUAUGACAGCACACCAAGCCAGUACUAUCACUGAAAUAUAAUUUAAUUCACUCUUAAUUAAUAAAGUAGGAAGAGCAAACAUAACCCCUUACUAUAAGCACCUACCAAAUAAAUACUACUUUUUAAGGACACCUUCUCACGUUUUACACCACCCCACAUAAUAUACUAUAUAUUGAUUGAUUGAUCAAAAUCCUUUCUUAGCGGAUGCCUACGUCAUAAUAUUUAUAUUUCUUCUACUUUUAUUGUAAACGAUAAAAUAAUUAGAAAUUAAAACUAUAAUUACUU
Molecule: messenger RNA, 1983 nt
Organism: Spodoptera frugiperda (fall armyworm)
Lineage: Eukaryota; Metazoa; Arthropoda; Insecta; Lepidoptera; Noctuidae
Product: pickpocket protein 11-like
Exons: 11
Coding region: 203-1732 (509 amino acids)
Biological process (GO): sodium ion transmembrane transport
Cellular component (GO): membrane
Molecular function (GO): ligand-gated sodium channel activity
Source: RefSeq, a predicted model, not a curated record